AUGUGGAGCGUGAGGCUCCAUUCCUCCCCGCUGAGCGGUCUUGCAAUCCGCAGACCUCUGUCGACUCUUCGCGGCAGAAGCACUCGUCUCGGUCCGCGCAGCAGCAUCGCAAGGCCGGGACGCAUUCCCCAAGCUCGGAAACCAGACGAGACGCCACAGCCAUCAGAGACACCGGUCUCAGAAUCCCAAGAUACUAUCAAUACAAACUAUGAUCCUUCGCAAAAUACCCUCCUCUCACCUGUCUAUCUCCCAGAAGACCCUAAUGGCGUCCUCAAAGAAACUCAUCCUGCGACAAAACUGCUGGCCAACUCCGCGCUGGUGGUGCAGCGACAACUGGAGAUGAUGAACGUCAUGAUUGGUUUCGAACAGGCGAACAAGUAUGUCAUCAUGGAUGCGCAGGGGAAUCACAUUGGAUACAUGGCGGAGCAAGAGAAGGGCAUGGCUAAUGCCAUGGCACGCCAAUGGUUCCGCACACACCGGAGCUUCGUGACACAUGUGUUUGAUAAACAUGAGAACGAGGUGCUACGGUUUAAUCGCCCAUUCUCAUGGAUCAAUUCUCGGAUCCAAGUCUACGAUCCCCUAGAUACCAAUGCUGCCUCAUCCUCAUACUCUACAUCCCCCCAACCAACGACACCAGGUGCCUUGGUCCAAGCUGACGUUUCCUCCAAUGCGCGCGUCUCCCCGCUGGACUUUGCCCAGAUGCGAGUUAUUGGCGAAGCGCAGCAGCAAUGGGCACCCUUGCGGCGGAAGUACAAUCUAUUCACAUAUCACCAAUCGCCAACUUCCGCCAUGGACAUGGGUACUCGGAGCUUCCCCCUCGCCGGAUCUGGCUUGUCCAAACAGCAGCAGUUGCAGCUCGCCCAGGAUGCUAGCCAAGGUCCAGGGGAAUUUAACCAAUUUGCCUAUGUCAACGAGCCGUUCUUGUCCUGGGACUUUUCUCUACUAUCAGCAGAAAAUCAACUGAUUGGAUCUGUGAACCGCAACUUUGCUGGAUUCGCCCGAGAGAUUUUCACCGACACGGGUGUGUAUGCAUUGCGCAUGGAUUCUGCUGGAGCUGGCACCGAAGCAUCGGCAAAUCAGGGCAACACCACACCUGGGAUGACCCUAGACCAACGAGCAGUGAUGCUCGCUACCGCUGUCAGCGUUGAUUUCGACUACUUCAGUCGUCACAGUGGAUCAGGUGGAUUUGGGUUCUUGCCCCUUUGGUUCCCCGGAGUUGGUGGCGAAGCUGCGGCUGGAGGAGCAGCCGCGGGAGAGGCUGCGGGGGCCGUUGGUGGUGCUGCCGCUGGCGGUGCAGCUGCUGGAGAAGCCGGUGCACUUGGUGAGGUAGCAGCCGGUACGCUUGGACGAGCAACCGCUGCUGGUGGUAUGGCAGAUGGUUUAGCUGCGGGCGCUGCGGGCGCUGGUGCCAUGGCUGGAUACGAAGCCAUGCAAAGGGGUAUGUCGGGGAACCAGGCGGCCGAGGCCCCUGCGCCCGGUCAGUCUACCAUGCCUCCGCCGGAUCAGCAGUUCCCAGGGCAGCCUGGCGAGUCUGAAGAUGUAUGGGCCGAGGAAAGCCCAGAGGACCCUUGGGGUGAAGACGAAUUCGUUGAUCCUUGGGGUGAUGAAGGAUCUGAUGAAGGAGGCGGUGAUGAUUUUGACUUUUUCUAA
This is a messenger RNA of Penicillium cataractarum, 1650 nucleotides long. Its product is annotated as scramblase family protein. Gene Ontology annotation, cellular component: plasma membrane. NCBI's taxonomy places the organism in Eukaryota, Fungi, Ascomycota, Eurotiomycetes, Eurotiales, Aspergillaceae. Gene Ontology annotation, molecular function: phospholipid scramblase activity. The transcript is spliced from 3 exons. Gene Ontology annotation, biological process: plasma membrane phospholipid scrambling. The record is from RefSeq and is a predicted model, not a curated record. Bases 1 to 1650 code for a protein of 549 amino acids.